AUAAACAGCCACUUUGUCAUCAUAUUUCACUGAAAGUACAGGGGCCUAUUUUAUGACCAAACAAGUGGUUUCAUAAAAGUAGAACGCGUAACAUACAUUUGUUAUAAAACAUCAAAACACGACACAGUGAAUUAAACAAUAUAGUUUCGUUUGACAACUUUGAAAUAUAAAAUAAAUAAAAUAAUACAGUGUAAAUUAUUUUUAAAAAAUGAAGCAGAUUUUAUGCAUUCUUGUGUGUUCGGUUUGUUUGUGCUCCUGCCAAAGAUUUGGAGACUUUAUGACGGAAAUUACACAGUCAAAGACACGUGAUAAAGAGACUGAAAAAUUUGAAUCUGAAACGGGUAUGUUAACAAAACUUAAACAUGUGUAUAACGAAUUUAGCGUAACUGACGAUGCGGAGAACCUCCUGUCAAAUUCUGGAUUAGGUGCCAGUCCUUAUGAAGUUGGAGGGACUUGUCUAAAUCACACGAAGAUUCUUAUCAAUGCAACUUUAAGUGGUGAAAAAUGGGCCCAACGAAUGUUAGAUUCUCUCGGUAAACCGUCGAGUGAUUUGCUAGAUUUACAUCUACGAUGGUUGGGAAGCUAUGAAGAAUGUAUAGCGGUACAGGCUGUCGUCAAUGACGACCAAGGACCGAGUAACCCUUUUAAUGGAAAAUACUGCCUCGCUUACUUUCCGCUAGGGGGCGCCCAGUCGGCAUCAUCGCUCCAGCCUUCAGGUCUGAGUCUUGCCAUAGGAAUGUGUUUUCCUGAUUCUUGUUCAACCGCCGAUACAGCAGCUCUAGCUUAUACACUGGCUAGCUCACUCCCACUCAACACCACGGUUCCAUACCCAUAUGUACAAUGUCAAGAGAAAGAUCUGGAAUACAGUGACAAAGCAAUUGCUGUUAUCGUAGUGUGCUCAAUAUUUCUUGCUAUAAUAGUAAUUGCGACUAUAUAUGACCUGGUCAUCCAAAUCUUGCUGCCUUACAUCUCCCAGAAUUACAACGUAGAGCCAAGCAAUGACAUGUAUGGAACUUUCAAUGCGAAAUAUACAAAUGGUCACAUACAUGCAUCGAAUGGUCACGCUCGGAAUGGUGACGUCAUUUCCGAUAAAACUCCAUUAAAUCGUAACUACGAGCAUACAGUCACCACAAAGGAUUAUGACGAGGAUUCAGGUGUAAAAUAUAAACCCGGACUACCUGGAAAACUGCUGCUGUCAUUUUCUGCUUAUACAAACGCCUCGAAAAUAUUAAACACGGAUCAAGCGUCUGGAAUAUUAACAAGCGUUAAUGGGAUAAGAUUCAUCAGCAUGACUUGGGUUGUUCUGGGUCAUUCAUACGCUUUUGGCCUGGGUGUUAUUGACAACAUUUACACAUUCCUUCCUUCAGUCCUGAAGAGGUUUUCUUUCCAGGUAAUAUCAAAUGCUACGGUGGCUGUGGAUACAUUUUUCGUAUUAAGCGGAUUGUUGGUCGCUUACCUUACACUAAGAGAGAUGAAGAAGAAAAAUGGUGCCAAAAAGUUCAACUGGGGAAUGUUUUACUUCCAUAGAUUUUGGAGGUUGACGCCACCCUAUAUGCUCUUUUUGAUGCUAUAUGUGCCUACUAUACGCUACUGGACCAUGGGACCUCUUUGGCCACAGACGCCUGGGUUUGAAGUAGAUGAAUGCAGAGACUCCUGGUGGAAAAAUAUUCUCUACAUUAAUAAUCUCGUAGAACCGAAGACAAUGUGUAUGGCAUGGAGCUGGUACCUAGCUAACGACAUGCAGUUUUAUAUCUUAUCUCCACUGAUGCUGGUUCCACUUUACUAUUCAAAGAUUUGGGGGAGUGUUACAUGUUUGGUGCUCGUGUUACUUAAUUUCAUCACAACAGGUGUUAUUUCUAAGCAUAACAAUCUUAGCUCAAAUAUGAUUUUAGGGUAAGUAUUUUUUAAGAACC
Messenger RNA from Ruditapes philippinarum (Manila clam), 1913 nucleotides. Its product is annotated as O-acyltransferase like protein-like. Gene Ontology annotation, molecular function: acyltransferase activity, transferring groups other than amino-acyl groups. The record is from RefSeq and is a predicted model, not a curated record. Lineage: Eukaryota; Metazoa; Mollusca; Bivalvia; Venerida; Veneridae. The coding region runs from base 209 to 1897 and encodes 562 amino acids. The transcript is spliced from 12 exons.